Messenger RNA from Salvia splendens (bonfire salvia), 2345 nucleotides. RefSeq lists its product as uncharacterized. The coding region runs from base 713 to 1408 and encodes 231 amino acids. The transcript is spliced from 8 exons. The record is from RefSeq and is a predicted model, not a curated record. NCBI's taxonomy places the organism in Eukaryota, Viridiplantae, Streptophyta, Magnoliopsida, Lamiales, Lamiaceae.
GAUUAAAAAAGUCGUCUCUCCCUCUCCCUCUCCCUCUCAAUAGGCGGGAUUAGCCUUUCCUAGCCACCACGCCCACCAGCCUUCCUCGCCGCCGCUACUUCCGUCUUGCCUCACCGUGCCACCAAUUCCUCCGUGCUGCUUUGCCGCUUGCAAGAACCUUGCCCGCCGGCGUCGCUGUAGUGUGCUCCGGCAUUCAAGUAUCGUUUUUGUGUGCUCCGGAGGAUUUUGGUGGGUCUGCACAGCCGCCUAACCGCCGGCGCCGCCGGUGGUGGCAUUCUCUCAUUCUCCUUCCUCUUUGUUUUUUUUUCUUCUCACCUUUCUCUCUCGUCUCUCAUUAGAUUUGGUUUGAUAGCAGACUCAAUUAAUAGUGGAGAAGCUAGUGGACCAUUUUUUCCCUAAUAAUUUUUGCCCGUCAAAUUAGUAGCACUAUAAAUUUGUAAAAUAAAUAAAAAAAUAAUUACACAAUCAGCUCACAUUUUCCUCGAAAAAGGUAUCUCAAAGUCUUUUCAUCCAACCGUCACUUUUAAUUUGUAUAGAUUAAAUUGUCGCUUCAUCAGAACAAUAGCUGUAGCUGAUUCUUUCCAAAUUAUUUUAUGUAUAAAGAAUCGCAGUAUUAUCAAUACCUUAACCAUUAUUUUGAUGUGCAAACCUUUUAGCAGUUUAGGAUUUUGUUAAUGUGAAAAUAGUGCAUAAACUUAAUUGAUGGAUUGAGAUGCCAAUUCAUUGCUACAAUUGGAUACAGAUGGACUCAAACAUCAAAACAGUUGAGCAAAGAUUGAAGUCUUUCACCAGUCAGCUUCACACAGAAUGUGGAAUUCUUGAGAGGCUUGUGUAUAAACACAAGAAUCAGCAUCGAAGAUCCUCAUAUUUUCAAUACAUUCUUAAGGUAAGAAGGGAUUUGCAGCUUUUGAAAUCACUUAACCUGGACGAGGUAUUGGAAUCCUCUUUUCUGGUGAUACAUGGAGACAGGCCUAAACAAAAGGUUCAGCUUUUGGAAGGUUUGAAGAGAAGAAAAACUAACAGUGGAAAAUAUAAUUUCCUGGAAAGGCUUUUGGGAGUUACCCGUCUAUUGUCACAGAUUGUUGAGCCUUUGUUGAAGGCAGCUAUAGAGAUAUCCAUGCUUCUUGCUCGGUCAUUUUUCAUGAAGUUUUCACUGGUGGUUUUGGCUGUGCUUGCACGUGUUCGCGUACUGGUUCAACAAAUGCUUCUUGAUGCUGUUCUUCUAUACAACACUGUUUCUUCUCUUUCUCUAAAGGAACAAAGUAUUAAACUAAAACAAGAAGGAUUUGAGGUCUUUAGAGAAUAUUUUCCAAGAAAGGAGGAAGCCAAGAUUUUACUAGAAUGCAUUUGGCAGAAAGAUAAGUUUGUCUUAGUUGAGACGACCCACAAAAGUGAGACCACUGGUUAAGAGAAGGAUGAGCGAGGAGAUAUCUCUUUGAGCACUCCGCAAAUACUGUAUGAGAACAUUGAGGUUAUACUUGGAGUUGAUGAUUCUGGGGCUGCAGCAUCUGUACAUCCUGCAAUUGAUGCAAACAAUGUUGAAGAAAACUGCAGUGAUGCUGCUGGAUUUAAAAAAAGAUGAGAAGAAUGUUCCAGAAGCUUCAGAUAUAGCUCCAUCUUCUACUGCAAAUAUAGUUUCCUUAGAAGAUGUAUUCACCAAUUCCUCAGCUGGAUCAUUCUCUGACACAAGUAGAAAUAAGUUCGGUGGAGAUGCUUCAUGCUCUGUGAGAACCUCUGAAGCGGAAGUCACUCGCAUAGAAACUAGCCACCCUGCUUUUUCAACUACACCGACCGUUUCAAGACCAUUCAAAAAGGAAACAAGAAGGUUGCUUUUGUAGCUGUUAAAUCAACUACAGAUCAAUCGAGGUUUCCUCUAAAAGGCACAGAGAGGAACAGUAACGAUCUAUUUUUCAGUCUCCUUACCGGUGGGAACAAGAGUAGUCUGUUGUAAGUAAUAGUGGCCUUUCAUAGUUGAGAUCGGAGCAGCUGACAAGUAACUUGUUCGCAAAUUUUGGAUAUGAUCCUCGGAAGUCAUGAAUGGCCUCUAGCCGGACCAUUUAGCCUUUCACAACUAAGGAUGGAUGCUUGCAUGUGCUGGCCUGGUCGGCCUGGUCUGGCCUUAAGGCUACCAUUGCUUUUAACACCCUCAGAAUAUUUGUUCAGUGUAGAACUGUAGAUCACAUCUGAUAGGUUGUUUUUGGUUUAAAUUUAAAACUUUAUUUAAUAUAUUAUUGAUAGUAUAUCUUUACUGUUAUUGAUACAGAUACUGAAAAAGUGCAUAUUCCUUUUUUAAAUUGUGAGAUAUUGAUUUUGAGAUUGUGAGAUAUUGACUCUUUCUAAAUUCA